This is a messenger RNA of Eimeria necatrix, 327 nucleotides long. RefSeq lists its product as hypothetical. NCBI's taxonomy places the organism in Eukaryota, Apicomplexa, Conoidasida, Eucoccidiorida, Eimeriidae. The record is from RefSeq and is a predicted model, not a curated record.
AUGGGCGGUAGUAACCCAACACCACUCAAGCAGCAGCAGCAAGGACAGCAGCAGAAACGGCAGCAACAGCGGCAGCAACAGCAGCAGAAGCAGCAGCAGCAGGAAAAGCAGCAGCGGCAGCAGAGGCAGCAGCAGGAAAGGUGGCAGCGGCAGCAGCAAAAGCAGCAGCAAAACCGCAGCGGCAGGAGCAAAAGCACCGGCAGCAGCAGCUGCUGCUGCUUUUGCUGCUUCCAGCUGCGUCCCCCCUCCAAGCAGCAGCAGCAGCAGCAGCAGCAACAGCAGCAGCAGCAGCAGCAGCAGCAGCAGCAGCUUGAGUUUGCCGCGUGA